GCUUAGAUGAGUGCUCGGGCUUGAUGAUCAUCAAUAUCAGAGAUACUCUUAACGGAUUUUUCAGUGAUAAGUUAGAGAUUCUUUUUGUGAUAAAAUUUGUGAAUGUGAAUUUUGGAGUGGUGGCAUAGAAGGGUUUUUCUCGUAGUGAUUCUACAAGGGAUGUUACCAGAGUAGCAUCUCUAGCCUCAUCCUCAAAUCCGUAACAUCAUGUUCCAUUCAGCCGUCAACUCAACAGGCUACAACGAAGUAAAUUCUUCAGGAUUCCAUCAGCAUCUUCAGCAAUCGCCUGUUUACGUUCCCGGAAAUCGGUCGGCUGCGGCCAUGCCACAAUAUCCUUCACCAGCUGGUGGACAUUUUGGAACAACAGCUCAUCAAAAUGCCUGGCACACAGGAAGUGGAUACGCAGAAAUGGGUGGACCAACUGCACAUAGUUUAGGUGCGACAGGACAUCACGCAGGUGCAUUAGCUGCCGGACAGUUUUAUGCUCAAAACAUGAUGAUGAGGUCUUGGGGCGCUUACGAUGGCGGUUUCCAGCGUAGCUCGCCCUACGAUCCUUCACUCGAAUUUCAAUUUGGAGAAGGUCGGGAGUGCGUGAAUUGUGGUGCGAUUAGCACGCCCCUUUGGAGACGCGAUGGUACCGGACAUUAUCUAUGCAACGCCUGCGGACUCUAUCACAAAAUGAACGGCAUGAACAGGCCUUUGAUUAAACCUUCAAAAAGACUGACAGCAACUCGUCGCUUAGGCCUCUGCUGCACGAACUGCGGCACCCGAACGACGACUUUAUGGCGACGCAACAACGACGGCGAACCCGUCUGCAACGCGUGCGGCUUGUACUUCAAGUUGCACGGUGUGAAUCGGCCCUUGGCGAUGCGCAAAGACGGCAUCCAAACGAGAAAAAGAAAACCCAAGAAACCGGCGGGAUCCAACGGGCCCGGCGGUGGUAGUGGGCCGACCGGUUCUGAAAGGGAGGACAGCAACUCCGCCCCUACUGAAGAAUCAAAAUUGGUCCACCGUCAAUCGUCACCUCCUCCAAGUCAUCACCAUCAGCAGCAGCAGCAGCAGCCUCACACCAAUCAAGCUCAAUGUCCGUCUCAGAAUAACAACCAAACGAAUCUACAUGAAAAAUCAGCGUUUGGCAGUAAUUCAGAAAGGCCCUAUUUAGGACAGACUUCUUUGUUACCCGCUACUAGUACGAGUUCAAUAAAAAGCGAGCCGCUGUACGAAUAUAGUUGUUUACAAAAUCAACCGACUUACCCGUACCAGCAACUUUUCGGCUUUUCCGGUCCAUCUUCAGGCAACAGCGAGAUGGCCUACCAUCAUCAGCAUCACGUGACUGCGGCCGCUAAGCUCAUGGCUUCCUCAUAGCCACACUACUUUCUUCUGUAAGGAUUUAAUUUAUUAAAUUUGUAUUUAUUUUGUAAAUAAGCAAACUUAAUGCUUCUACAAAAAAUCUUUAUAAUUUGUUGUCGACCAAAACGUAUUUUCUUGAAUUAAAAGACUGCUUUAAAGACGUCAUUGCUAUAGUAGUUAUAUAAGCACAAAUGUAUGUUAGUAAUUCAAAGGUGUACUUGGCUAAUUAUCAUUUCAGUAUCAUAUUGACAUUAGUCAUCCAACCCAGAUUUUAAGUGCCCCUUUAAAUUAUUUUGUUUUGUUGUAUAAAUAGGUAAAUCACGCAAUUUGAAUAUUGUUUUUAUAAUUAUACAAAAGUUCCUCCUUUCUUUUUAGCUCAUAUUGAGUUAAAGUGCAAUAUAAAUUGAGU
Molecule: messenger RNA, 1759 nt
Organism: Ceutorhynchus assimilis (cabbage seed weevil)
Lineage: Eukaryota; Metazoa; Arthropoda; Insecta; Coleoptera; Curculionidae
Source: the annotation of a GenBank genome assembly